Bombina bombina (fire-bellied toad) is the source of this 4676-nucleotide messenger RNA. RefSeq names its product pyruvate dehydrogenase phosphatase regulatory subunit (gene PDPR). Gene Ontology annotation, molecular function: protein binding; oxidoreductase activity. Gene Ontology annotation, cellular component: mitochondrial matrix; cytoplasm; mitochondrion. Bases 171 to 2768 code for a protein of 865 amino acids. Lineage: Eukaryota; Metazoa; Chordata; Amphibia; Anura; Bombinatoridae. The transcript has 18 exons. The record is from RefSeq and is a predicted model, not a curated record.
CAAAACUGUGGGGCUAGUCCCAAACUCGUAUGAUGAUUGGCUUAGGCUGGAGGCUGCGUGAUGAUGCAUUCGUCCCCUACGUCCACUCCCCUUGUCGCACCGUCCAAGAACUGACAGAGAGAAACGCUCCCGGAAGCUGAGAGACUGGCUCUCGCUUCCCUCCCCCCUCCAUGAUGCAUGCCCGGUUGUUAUCAGAUCUUCAAGGGCAUUUCAGGCGACAUGGCUGGCCCUGUAUAUCCCUCCACCUGCGUGCAGCCUCUACAGAAGUACAGCCCUUACCCCAGCGGGCCCAAGUGGUCAUCUGUGGAGGUGGCAUUAUGGGUGCAUCAGUGGCAUAUCAUCUAUCCAAACUGGGCUGGCAUGACAUCUUGUUGCUGGAGCAAGGAAGGCUAGGUGCUGGUUCAACACGAUUCUGUGCUGGCAUGGUGAGCACAGUCAAACAUAUUUCCAUAGAAACAGAGAUGGCGGAUUAUUCGAAUAAACUUUAUCAACAACUGGAGGAGGAGACUGGAGUCCCUACAGGUUACACAAGGACUGGAUCUAUCUCCCUUGCACAGACACAAGAUCGGCUGAUAUCUCUGAAACGUAUGAUGGCUAGGUUAAGGAUGAAAGGAAUCCCAUGUGAAAUAAUUAGCCCAAAGCGGGUAGAGGAACUCCAUCCCUUGAUUAAUAUUCAUGACCUGGUGGGGGCUAUGUAUGUUCCUGAAGAUGCUGUGGUGUCCACUGCAGAUGUGACCCUUGCACUAGUGAACUCUGCUCAGAGAAGAGGUGUAACAGUCUUUGAACAUACUAGUGUCAACCAUGUGCUUGUGGAGAAAGGCCAUGUGACUGGUGUGGACACAGACCGGGGUCAAGUGGAGUGUGAAUAUUUUGUCAACUGUGCCGGGCAGUGGGCAUAUGAGCUGGGCCUGUCCAAUGAAGAGCCUGUUAGCAUUCCCCUACAUGCUUGUGAACACUUCUAUCUACUGACCCGUCCGCUACGCAAUCCCUUGCAGAACAAUACACCAACUGUUGUAGACCCUGACGGGAGGAUUUAUAUCCGCAAUUGGCAGGGAGGAAUAUUGUCUGGUGGCUUUGAAAAGAAUCCAAAACCUAUCUUCACAGAGGGCAGAAACCAGAUGGAGAUACAAAACCUGCAAGAAGACUGGGACCACUUUGAACCUCUGCUCACUGCUUUGCUGCGCCGUAUGCCCUCGCUGGAGGCUUUAGAAAUUCAGAAUCUGGUGAAUUGCCCUGAGUCAUUCACACCGGACAUGCGCUGCCUAAUGGGUGACAGCCCAAACCUACUUGGAUACUUCACGCUAGCAGGAAUGAACUCCCAGGGGUGCUCCCUUGGUGGGGGAGCUGGCAAGUUUCUUGCUGAGUGGAUGGUCUCUGGAUAUCCACAAGAGAAUGUGUGGCCUUUGGACAUCAAGAGGUUUGGGGCCUUGCAAAGUAGCCGGACCUUCCUAAGGCACCGUGUCAUGGAAGUCAUGCCUCUGAUCUAUGACCUGAAGGUGCCACGUUGGGACUUUCAGACCGGUCGCCAGCUCCGCACAUCUCCCUUGUAUGACCGGCUGGAUGCUCAGGGAGCGCGCUGGAUGGAGAAGCAUGGCUUUGAGAGGGCAAAGUACUUUGUACCUCCUGGAAAAGAUUUGCUGGCUCUUGAUCAGAGCAAAACCUUCUACAAGCCAGACUGGUUUGAUAUUGUGGGAUCAGAAGUGAAGUGCUGUAAAGAAGCUGUAUGUGUGAUUGACAUGUCAUCCUUCACCAAGUUUGAGAUCAGUUCACCUGGGGACCAGGCUCUAGAUAUUCUUCAGUACCUUUUUUCCAAUGACCUUGAUGUCCCUGUUGGACAUGUUGUGCACACCGGGAUGCUGAAUGAGAGAGGAGGAUACGAGAAUGACUGCAGUAUUGUAAGAGUCAACAAGCGAAGUUUCUUCAUGAUCUCCCCAACCGAUCAGCAGGUCCAUUGCUGGUCAUGGCUGCGACAGCACAUGCCAAGCGACAGCGAUCUGGUGCUGGAGGAUGUGACCUGGAAAUAUACAGCCCUGAACCUGAUUGGUCCUCGUGCCAUGGAUGUGCUUUCUGAAUUAUCCUAUGCCCCGAUGACACCUGACCACUUUCCCUCAAUGUUUUGCAAGGAGAUGAGUGUGGGCUAUGCCAAUGGAAUCAGAGUAAUGAGUAUGACGCAUACAGGGGAGCCAGGCUUCACACUGUACAUCCCUAUUGAGUAUGCAUUGCAUGUCUACAAUGAGUUGAUAAGUGUGGGGCAAAAGUAUGGCAUUCGUAAUGCAGGAUACUAUGCGUUACGAAGUCUGCGUAUUGAGAAAUUUUUUGCAUUCUGGGGCCAAGACUUGGACCCAUUCACUACACCACUGGAAUGUGGUCGGGAAUUCCGCGUAAAGCUGGACAAGGGCUGCAAUUUUAUUGGCCGAGAUGCCUUAUUGCGCCAACGUGAAGAAGGAGUAUUCAAGCGAUUUAUCAUGUUUGUUCUGGAGGACCACGACACUGACCUGGACCUGUGGCCUUGGUGGGGAGAACCAAUCUACCGUAAUGGGGAGCAUGUAGGCAAAACUACUAGCAGUGCUUACAGUUACACUUUGGGCAAACAUGUGUGUCUGGGGUUCGUUCACAGUCAGGAUCCCAUCACACCUGAGUUUAUUAACCGAGGAGAGUAUCAAAUUGAUAUUGCUGGUCAGAGAUUUCAGGCCAAAGCCAAACUGUAUCCAUUCAGCUCUUUAUUUACCCAGAGGCGCAGGAAAGAAGAUUUAGAGAUGGGAUAUUAAGACCAGUCGUACGUGGGAGUGGGAUAAUAUAACUGAUGAAGUGUGCUGCAAAUCAGUGGGAAAACAAUGCACUUCUGCUUAAGACAAGCUAGUGGAAGAUGUCAGUAUAUCCUUUUGUAUAGCAAGAAAGAGGAGAAAGACAAACGCUGGUUUACUGUGAGCUUCAGAGAAUUAUCAUAGCUUUGGUUAUAGAUGUGUACGCCAGAGCCAGGUGAAGUGAAAAGGGAAGAUAUAGCAUGCAUCAUAUUGAAUUCUAGAGGAAUACUGAAUGUAACAAUGGUUAGUAACUGUGGGUUGCCAAAAUUAAUGCUACAAAUCAGGACCAUUAAUACUGCAUCGGUUAUGGAUUCUUGUGUGUACUGAAUUUGCUGGUAAUAAGAAAGCAGUGGUUUUGUGUUGCAGUAAUUAAGUGGUCCUCUCUAUGUACUGUAUUUUUUUUAGGAUAUCAGUUUUACCCAGUCUUCCUCUUAACUCUGUAGAGCGUUUAUAUAGAACGCUUCCUCUAAGCACAUUUUCAUGAUCUUCUGUGCCAUGACAGUAUAAACAAAUGUCGUCUAUACAGCGACAAACUUUUACACAUAUUAGAAGCUUGAGAUCUGAUAAAAUGCAAAAAUUACAUAAAGUACCUAUUGAUUUUAAUCUUUUAAAUGCACUUUAGGAUUGUGAUACAUAUCCACAAAACUUAAUUUGGUUAGGUGGUUAUGACCUUGAACCCAAAGUACAUAUUUUUAUUCUGGGGGUAUAUCUAUAGCUUCUAUACUAGUUCAUUUGUGAUGGUUCGUUUUGAGAAAAUACACUCCUGUGUCCUGUUUGUGGUCUCCUAGCUCUGUUAAUGCUAUGGAGCAAACAUACUCAAAGCUAGUGGCAUGGAUGUACCAGGCUGUGAGUGCCACAAGUUCUGCAGUGCAAUGUUCUUAUAUUUUUAUUGUUGUAUAUAGAUAACAGUAACAUACAAAUAAAGCACAUAGCUUGAGAAAUUAAAUUAUGUUCACUUCAAGAAUAAAAAGAUCCAAAUUUAAUCCUUCACUACCCUAUGGGAUGGGAUAGCUCAUUUGGUUACCUCAGAUGUGUAUCACUUGCCAGGGAUCAACCAAGCGCUUAUUUCAGUCACCUUCUAUUACCUGAUCUCCUAUAUAAGAUUUUCACCAACACCUUUAUAACUCUUGCUCCAGCGACAGCUACAAGAUACACAUUCUCUAUACCAUGUCUACUUAGGUAAGUGUUGUGCAUCCUGGCUAGCAGAUUAUAAGAUGCAGAUAUCGGAAUCCUCCCUGUUUCCAAUAACAAUCUGUAUUUAUCGAUUAGGAUUUAUACAGCUUUAUAUGUUACAGUUUUAUAAGUAUGUGAUUGCAGGAUGAGUGUAAUGACACACACUUUGUUUUCCUGUUAGUUUGUGAUCCUCUGAGUGUUAUGUAAGGACAAGUUCACACAGUGAAUCACAGCAUUCUCUGGUUAAGACAUAGUUAACCUGUGCUAUGCAAAAUAUGUUAUUAUUGGAAGCAGAGGCGAGUCCUGUCUGGCAGUGUCUUGUGUUUACUAGACAAAUUAACAGUUCUGCCCAAUAUACAUAGAGUUCUCAGUCCAACAACAUACUCUUUGUGAGGUGCUUAUAUUUACUUCCACUCAGUGAGUGGUCUGCAGAGCAUUGCGUGUACUUUUUUUUUUACAGAUAUACAGAACAUUGCAUAAUCUCUUCUGCAGCGCCAUUUACAGACCUGCAUAUUGUCAGAGCAUUGACUAUUUCUGAACUGUAGUCAUGCAGAAUGUUGUGUGAACCCUGAUAUACUGCAGAAUACUAUGGGAUCUUCGUGAACAACAAUUUUCAGAAUGUUGCUUUAGGCAAGUGCUUUUAAAUCUGAGAUCAGUAGUUUUUCAAAGUAAUAUAAUUUAAUAAAAAGUUUAAUAGAA